GCAGCUGGGCUGACCUGCGGGACUUGAGCCUUGGCCCGAGGGAUGGCCAACGUGCGGGUGGCCGUGAGAGUCCGGCCCCUCAGCAAGAGGGAGACCAAAGAAGGGGGAAGAAUUAUUGUGGAAGUUGAUGGCAAAGUGGCAAAAAUCAGAAAUUUAAAGGUGGACGGUCGACCCAGUGGCUUUGGCGACUCCCGGGAGAAGGUUGUGGCAUUUGGCUUUGAUUACUGCUACUGGUCAGUCAACCCAGAGGACCCUCAGUAUGCAUCUCAGGAUGUGGUGUUCCAGGAUUUGGGGACUGAAGUACUGUCUGGAGCUGCCAAAGGCUACAACAUAUGCCUUUUUGCCUAUGGGCAGACAGGCUCUGGGAAGACAUACACCAUGCUGGGCACCCCAGCCUCUGUUGGGCUGACACCACGGAUAUGUGAGGGUCUCUUUGUCAGGGAGGAAAACUGUGCCCCACUGCCUUCCUCCUGCAGAAUAAAAGUAAGCUUCCUGGAAAUCUAUAAUGAACGAGUGCGGGAUCUGCUGACACAGUCUGAUCAAAAAAAGGCCUAUAAUCUGCGGGUCAGGGAGCACCCAGAGAUGGGGCCCUAUGUACAAGGUUUAUCUCAACACGUAGUUACCAGCUAUAAGCAAGUAAUUCAGCUCUUGGAGGAGGGAAUAGCAAACAGAAUCACAGCAGCAACCCAUGUUCAUGAGGCCAGCAGCAGAUCCCAUGCCAUCUUCACUAUCUACUAUACGCAGGCAAUCCUGGAGAACCACCUCCCCUCUGAAAUCGCUAGCAAGAUCAACCUUGUGGACCUAGCAGGCAGUGAAAGAGCAGAUCCCAGUUACUGUAAGGACCGGAUUACUGAAGGAGCCAAUAUCAACAAGUCUCUUGUGACUCUGGGGAUCGUCAUCUCCACCUUAGCCCAGAACUCUCAGGUAUUCAACAGCUGCCAGAACCUCAACAGCGCAGCGAGCGAUGGUAGUGACAGUGGCAUCCCUAGCUCUCCUUCCAGGACCAGCAGUGGAGCGGGACCUUCCCAGAGGCAGUCUUACAUCCCCUACCGGGACUCUGUGUUGACCUGGCUGCUGAAGGACAGCCUCGGAGGCAACUCCAGAACCAUCAUGGUUGCCACCGUGUCUCCUGCACACACUAGCUACAGUGAGACCAUGAGCACGUUGAGAUACGCAUCCAACGCCAAAAACAUCAUCAACAAGCCACGGGUAAAUGAGGAUGCAAACGUGAAGUUGAUCAGAGAACUCAGGGAAGAGAUUGGAAGACUGAAAGCCAUGCUGCUGAGCUUUGAGCUGAGAAACUUCCAUUCAUUGAAUGAGGGAAAGGAUGAAAAUCUGAAGGAGCUGGCUCUCCAAAAUGAAUUGAAGAUUGACCAGCUGACUAAAGACUGGGCCCGUAAGUGGAACGAGUGGAAGGCCCUCGUGGAGCAUUACAGAGUGGACAUCAACAGGAGGAGGGCUGGGCUGGUCAUCGACUCCAGCCUGCCACACCUGAUGGCCUUGGAGGACGAUGUGCUCAGCACAGGUGUCGUGAUCUAUCACCUCAAGGAGGGGACAACAAAAAUAGGAAGGAUUGACUCAGACCAGGAACAGGACAUUGUCCUGCAGGGUCAGUGGAUCGAGAGAGACCACUGCACUAUCACCAGCGCCUGUGGGGUCGUCAUUCUGCGGCCUGCCCGCGGGGCCCGCUGCACAGUCAAUGGCCGGGAGGUCACCGCCUCCUGCCGUCUGACCCAAGGAGCAGUCAUAACCCUGGGGAAAGCACAGAAGUUCCGAUUCAACCACCCCGCAGAGGCCGCCGUCCUUCGGCAGAGGAGGCAGGUUGGAGAGACUGUUGGUAGCAGUGGCUCUCUGGAGUGGCUGGAUUUGGACGGAGAUGUCACUGCCUCCCGGUUGGGUCUCUGCCCUUUGCUUGGGAAGGAAAGGAAAGUGCUGGGAGAGCAGAGUGACAAGGACCACAGGCCACCAAGGGCUGGAGAGACACCCUGCGGGGCCCAGAUUCAGCAGCAGCAGCUGUGCUUCGUGGGGGAUUUGAGGCAGCGAAUCCUAGCGGGACAGAUUAGAGCCAAACAGAAACGGAAACUGGACGGGACGCAUGCCAGCCAGCAGGUUAAAGACGACCAGCAGUGGCUGCUCAGAGAAGGGACCUGGCCAGCCCGCUUGCAGCGGCAGCUGCAACAAGACCGUGUAGAAGAGAAAGAACUUGCAGCCACUGUUCCAUCUGAUUCACGGUGCCAGACAGACCCUGAGACUCAGCCAUCUCCCCUGGUCCAAAGCCAGAAGAGGGUGGUGCACCCACAGCUCCUGUGGAGACUUGCGCUUCAGGUGGCGGAGCGGAACAGCCGGCAGAGAAGGGUCUCGUUCCAGCUGGAGAGGAUCAUCGAGAAGCCGAGGCUGCUGGAGGCCCACAGGAGACUGGAGCAGCUCAGGGAGCUGAGCUGGCUCCAGGAUGACUGCCCCCGGAGGCCCCCCUUCCCGGCCCCCUGCCCUGGUUCCCUGGUCCCAGGGCCUCAAUGUAGAAGCAGAUUGACAAGUUGCAGUUCUUUGAGCCUCCGAAAGCCCUGUAGCCGGCACUCAGCCCAGCUGCGCAGUGUUUUCCUGAACUGGGAUCCCUCCACCACGUUACCUCCUAUGCCUGACCCUACAGAGCAAUUAUCAGAGAAAACCCCAUCAGAAGAGUACUUGCCCCAGGCUGCUUGUUACCCCGCAAGGACAGGGUAUUUCAUCAAGCAUGCCCUCUGUUCCUCAGGCGAGGGGCAGCUCUGCACAGCCAGGAAGGCCCUGGCCAGGAAGGGAGCCUCACCCUCUGGCACCUGCCUCACUGAGAGCUGCGAGUCUGCCAGUGUCCGGGAAGUGGAGAGAGUGGGUAAGCAGCCCUGUCAGAUGGUGGCCCAGAGUUUCGCAGCUAACAAGCUAAAGUCAUGGGAUAAGCCGGAGGUCCUCACCCCUUCUACCCAGACCAGGAGGGCUAGCCACUCACCAGCAGGGUGGGGAAAAGAAGGGAACCUUGGGCCCCAUGAGGCUGCUGAGCGAGCCAGUUGCAGUUCCUCACAUCCCCAUGGAUCCAAACAGGCCACUGGGCGUGGAAAGGCAGCCAAGACUUUCUGGGCAGAAUCCACCCCACCUUCUCCAAGCGGGGCAUCAAAGAGGCAGCAGAGGGUCCUGGCAGCUAGGGUGAAAAAUCCUCACUUGCCUCACAGCAGCCCUUUGAAGAGGUGAAACAGAGCAGGGGACCCAGACACCACGGCCUCACUCACAGGUUCCAGCCCUGUAGAGGAUCUUGCAAGAGAAAAAGGUGGUGAUUUAUCUGACGCAGAUAGCAGUCACUCAGUAGAUUCUCUCUCCUGUGUCUGUACCAAAGCCCUGCUGGAGCCACGGAAGCUGGAGGAGCCCCAGGGGAAGGAGCAGGAUCUCCCAGAGCCAGAUGACUCCGACAGCGAAGACAGCCAAAUAUCUGAGGACUCGCUGGCCGAGAAGGGGUACCAAAGCCCACAGGACAGCCCAGGGCUCAGUUAUCUCACCCAUGGCCAUGGCCACUCCAGGGCCAGAGCUCAAGCCUCUUUGACGGGCUUCGCCACAUCCUCAGACUGUCGACUGUUCACUCAGACUCACAGGAGCUUUUCCCUCGACAGCCUGAUUGACGCUGAGGAAGAACUGGGGGACGAUCAAGAAGAGCCUUUCUUCCGUUCAGCUGACGAGAUGCCCACGGAGACUUUCUGGCACCUGCAGAGCUCCAGUCUGCCCGCAGGGGACCAGGAGGCAGUGUGCAGGCCUGGCCCCAUCAGCCACAGAACAGGAGCCAGACUGGAUGCUGCCCUGCCAGUGAGCAGUUCAUUUUACCUGGAGCUCCAGCCCCGUUGUGAGCAGCCAGAGUUGGCAGUGGAGGCAAGCUCCGCAAAACAAACCAACACUCUCCAAGACGUGCAGCUUUCAAGAGGGAGCCCUCUGGUGCCCAUGGAUUCCCGGUUCUCCUGUGACUCCAAGAUCAAUCCCAGUAGCCCCCCAGGUUCUUUAUAUCCAAGUCCUGAUGUCCAGGAUGUUCAGCCCUGCGGUUGGGAGAGGCCUGGAAACUGGCCCAAUAUGGAAGAACUAAAGUCAUCAGAUACAGAAACAGCCCUGUCCUACAGCUCCAAACGGCCCCUGGGCGGUGCUGAGCUGCCCUGCAGUGUCAGAAGUGUGUACACAGUCCCUGUUUCUGAUACGACCAGGGUGUCCCCCUGGGGCUCUUAUAGGCUUCUUCAGCCAGGAGCCGAUGGCACCUCUCAGGCCAGAGGGGUCCCUGACAUGGCCCAGAAGGGUGUCUCUGAAGCAUCUGACUCCAGUGUGUCAAGCUUGUUGGCUGCCUCUGCCAUCUCAUUCACUUACGUUGGCAGUGCCUGUGAGAGAGACUGGGCUGCCCUUCAGCAAAAGUACCUCCUUGAACUGUCUCAUCCUGUUUUGGAGGCCACAGGAGCACCCAGUCUUCCUUCUCAAGGGAAGGGAAAGCCCUCCCUCGAGGAAGACUCUGGUUCCCUGACCCAAGCUUCUGGCAGGGGAGGAGAUGCUCUAUUGCCAAUUGGUCCUAGGGUAUCUAGCAGCCCGGAUUUCAACAACUUUCCUAUCCAUCUGUCCGGAAUUAGGUGUUUGAGAGCUGAGAAUGAACAGGACAGUCUGCGUGUCGAGGUAGAAGGUACUUCAGAUUUCUUUACAACUAGUGAGAAAGAGGUGAGUUAUAGUGGAACUUAUUCAGCGGACGUAGAAUCAUCGACUUCCGGAACUACAAAUAUGCAGGUCUCUACAGCAGCGAACAAGACAGUGCAUCCCGUGAUGGAAGCAUGGGGAGUCAAAGAGAGCAGCUUGGAAGAAGCCUCUCAGAGUAGCAAGAAACCUGGACUCAUGACGUCCUCUGAUGAAUGUUUCAUCCUAACGAACGCUUGUCACCAUAUUGUCACCAUAGACACCGAAGAACCCCAUUGGCCCCAAGGCGGGGCUCCUUUGAGGAAGAAUAGUACAGACCCAGGGCGGCAAUUAGGUCAGAACUGCCACCGCCCCCCGCAGGAAGAGAAGGCAGACUCCCAGGAGAGCUCCAAGGAAGCGGGUAGAAGACACAGCAGGUUUUCCUUUGCCUUUCCUUCAGGUCCAGAGCUGUACCUCCACUCUGCUCCCUGGAAUCCACUCCCAUCUUCCCUGCAGCCACCUCCCUUGGAAACAUUCUAUGUGACCAAAAGCCGAGAUGUCCUAACAGAAACCGCCUUGGAAAUCCCAGCUUGCAGAGAAGCAAGGGUGCCCUCCCCACCUCCCAGGGAAGCAUGGGGCUUUGGACAUGAGCACCAAGUCCUCCAAAAUGUGUAUGUGAAGAAUAAAUUGCCAGUACUGUCACAAAACCAGAAUUCCAAGAUUGCAUCGUCUCAGCAGGUCAUAGCAGAGAGGCCAGCUGAUCUGAACACCAAGGAAGUUUGCAGAGAAAAAGGGAAAUGCCUUGGAAACAUUAAAGAAGAAAGCCAUAAUUCAGUUUAUUUUUUUGUCACUCAGAACAGACAUUUUCUUCCAUCUACCAGCAUAAAAGUAUGUGAAUUUGAAAAUGAAGUUGGAAUUUUAAAUAAACACAGUCUUCCAGUGCUCAAGCAGGGAGAAAAGGCUACUGUACAGUCCUACUGCAGUGUCUCCUCAGACAGUUCUGGGUCAAGGAGGCCUCUCCUGGUGUGUGAAUCUGAGACGGGUGGGGAAGAAGAGCAGGGGCAGGCUGCAGUCCUCCGAGAGACCGAGGCCUUUGACAGGAAGAGGCAGUUUCCUUCCGGGGUCGGGUCUGAUUUCAUCUAUAAAACCAUCAAUUUAGGCCUUGACAAGGACAAGAUAGAGGAAGCUGCUCUUUCUUUGAAGUCCAGAUCAGUACAUCAUAGAGUAAGCAGCCCAGAGACAGCAGCCCAGAAUGAGAGUCCAACCCACAAGGGGGAAAGGAGGAAUGAAAUUGGGCUUCUUGGAAAAGUGCUCCAUCCCAAAGAUGGCUCAGAAGAGUUUAAGCUUCCACAGGCAGAGUCUACGCGUGAAAGAUUCCAGUCAGUUACGUGCUUUCAGGAAAGAAACCUCGGUGAAUGCAAGGUCCCUGGAAAGGUGCAAGAAACGUUAAACCCCAAAGAAGAACCUCCUGGAAAGAAAUGGAGCAAAAGAGGUAUUAAUGCUGAUGAGAUGGCUAGGCUAAUUAGGAGUGUAAUGCAGCUGGAAAAUGGCAUCUUGGAAAUUGAAUCCAAACAGAGUAAGCAGCUAUAUGCUUCCCACACACCGGGAGUCAGUAAGGAGUUUAUGUUCCAGGACCAGAAGGACCAGGAGAGUGCUAACCAUGUGCUGAGGCCAGGCAGCUUUAGAGACCACCUGUCCUUCAAGGAUCAGCCAUCUUCUCCAAAAUGGAAAGAUGAUAUUAUCUUUAGGGAUGGUGAAGCUGGACAAAUGGAGGUUAACAACAGCAUUGAUCCCCGGGUACAGGACAUCAAAUUUGUGAAAGGGCACACCUACCCAGCUGUAUUAGACAGACCCGCCAGGGACACUGGUGGUUAUUUAGGGACAUUUACAGUUUGCACAGAAUGCACCAACACUUCUGCUCAUCCAAGGAAAACGAAAGCUUCGGCUGGAGCUCUGCCAUUGCAGCCCAUGCCUGAGAGGACUUCUGAGGAGGGCGAGCUGGCGAAUGCAGUGUACCCCAGGCGGCCGCCCCGUGGCUUGGGAAGUCUCGAGGAGCUGGAGACCGUGAAGGGUGUUGAGGAAAGACAUUUUGCCAAACGCACACGUAGUUCUAAGCAAGAGGAGCCGGAAGUUCGAGGCAGACUUGAAGAAAUGGCUGUGCAAAGAGGGAGCCUACAGGAGAAAAACAAAGUGGUUUCAUCAACUCAGAAACUCCCUGGCCAGUGCCAGCAUUGUGUGCGCACAUUUUUCAGCCAAGAGACGGGCCCAUUGCCAAGCCAGCCAGGGUCCUGUAUGGCUCCUCACCAAGAUCUGAGUAACGCCUUGCCCUUGAAUUCAACAAGGCCGCCAGGAACCUAUCUUUAUGUACCUGGUACUCUAGGCAUCUCUUCUGUUGACUAUGUGCUGGAUCCCACCCUGUUGAGAAUGCCCACCAGUCCCCUGGUAACUGGAGCGGGGCGUCAGGACCAGAGCGGAGAGCCCGGACGCCACAGCCCACAGCAGGGAGACGAUAGACAGGGCUUCUCCGCGGCACACCCUGCUUGGUGCGGGUCUGUGAUAUCCAUGGCUGUGGGAUCUCGCAGUCAAUCCAGUGCACCAGUGAGCAUUCCCCUGGGAGCAGAGGGCAGGAUGUCAACAAGCACCGGUCCGCAAGGCCACGGAGGGGACCUCAGAAGCACCUUGCUGGGCUUGGGUAGCAGGGUGGGUUCUCCUUCCAAAGCAGAGGCAGCUGUACCAAGAAGACCAGAGAGAGCCAGUUCCCUGAACAGGGCCUCUAGCCCGCUUGAAAGGAGGGCCAGCUGCCCCUUAGAGGAGGCGGACAAGCGAGGCAGCGGGGAGAGGCAGAAGGCAGAGAAGGAGGCCAAGGACCUCAGUCCUGCCGGUGGUGCUUUCUCAGCUCCUGUGUCCUUGCCAGGGGUGCCUCAGCCGGAGCUCUCCGCCCAUCCACCCAAGCGCCUGGCUGAGCUGGAGGAGAUUCGCCAGGCAAAGGCCCAGGGGAAGCAGCUUCACAACGCGGUGGCUGGGGGCACAGUCCUUCCUCACGAUGAGACACUGUUAGGACCUGAAUGUUCUUCAGGGGCCCCUGGCAGGCCUCAGUGUCCACAGAUGGACCAGUCAAUGUCAGCCAGGACUAGAAAUGAGGGUGAAGCACGGGGAUUUCAUGUGGCAUCUCUCUCUGCUAAACCAGGACACCUGUCAAGUAAUGAGAGGACAUCUGUCCUUCAGGCCACACCACCCUCUGCAGACAGCUGUCAACCUCUGCCCAGCACUGACACUAACACAGGGCCAUGGCACCCCUCAUGGACUUCCUCCCACGCUGACCCUGCUCCAGGUAGAAGUCACUGUACUGGAAAACUGAGACAUUUCCUGGGAGCUGGUGAACAGUUUAUGCGUCACACUAGCUCUUCUGAAAUCAUAGAGAAAGAGGGAGGAGCAACCAGAACACCUUCCUCUGCUGAUGCUUUGGGCUCAAACAGUCUUCCUUCUUCAGCAGAUGUGGAGGAGGACAGGAGGGUAAUGGCAGAGGAAAUAGUGGCUGCCUUACCUUCUCAGGCCCCUUUUGAUGAUGCUGGAUGGAUUCUACGUGGGCAAGGCCCGUUUGCUGCCUGGGAGGCUGCCCAGGGCAUGUUCCCUGGCUGGCAGGAGAGCAGCCCAGCCCACCAAGAACCUGGGACUCUGGACAACACAUGGGGAGGAGGUCCUGGUAACUUCCUAGUGGCUGCACAAGGAGGAAAACCAACCUGUUUUGAAAGUCACCUUGUGAUCUGUGAUGUACAGAAUUCUGCCAGCCUCUCAGGGCCUAACCAAUACCAGGGCCAAUGCCUUGAGGCUUCUACCGGCUUAGAAGAAGGGAAGGCGAGUCCCAAACGGGGUGCCAUCCUGCCCAGAGCCCCAGGAGGGAUUGAACCGGAAGCUCCCUCUCAGCACCCUGUGAAGCGGGGGGGGAGUGUUGGCUCUGGGCUAGCAGAAGCCUGCAGGGGCAGCGUUGAAGGUCCCAGGCCAACUCUGUUGCCGGAUCAGAGACCCGGGGGAGUUAGGGAGGAGGCCCUGCGCAGGUGCCCACAGGAAACUUCAGACUGUGGUGUCUUUUCGGGGAGCACUGAAGGCAGCAGGACCCUCAGCCCAUCCGGGGGCCAAGAAGACAGCGGAUCUCAUCCUUGCCGGCAGCUGUGCAACCCUCAACCCAUUGCUUCCGGGGCCCAUGCCUCCGCUUCCUACACUUCACUGUGUUACAGAGACGGUGACCUGGGCAGGGGGGCUUCCGAGGCCACCCCACACACUCGCCACCCACCCUGCAUGGUCCCCCCCAGGGCCUGGGGGGUGGAGAGAGGAGAGGGCCAUUGCAGGGAACCUGAUGUGCUCUGGGCACAUGACCUUGAGCCCAAGGGCAUUAAUGUGGAGCUGGGGCCAGCAGACGGCAGCACCCAAGGGACCUCUGCUGCCGCUCUCCUGCCUCUGGCUCAGGACUGCAGCCCGCCUUCCGCCCCUGAUGUGAGGACAAGUCCCCUUAGCCCCUGGGUUGCUGAUGGAAGCUCCAGGUCAGUAGGGGAUCCUGAGAAAAAGGCUACCGAGAAGAAAGUCAGCGCCGAGCUUGAGGCUCCCCCUUUCCACGCAGGCAGGUGCUCCGAGCCACCCGGGAGGUUUCAGGACAGCUCCGCUGGUGGCCAGAAUGCACAGGGCUCUCAAACCAAGCCAGAACCACCUGCAACACCUGGGGGACUACACAGCCUGAAUUUAAGUGAAGGGUGUGUUGCAAGGGAGCCGCCGGUGGGACCACAACAUAGAUGUUUGGGAAAUGCCAUCAGAUGCCUUCCAGAAAAGCGGCAACUUUCUGCGGAGUACAGGGAUCGUAGUGGCUUGGAUACCCAAGCCAAAUUGGUAGCAGAGUUACAGUGCGUCUCUAGUCCCCAGGUUGACGGCCCCCAGGAGGAGGAAGGGCAGCAGAGAGACCAGGCUUCAGGUGGCCGGGAAGAUACUGCCUGGGGCAGGAGCCCCCCUUGUGCUGAUGAAGGUGACUCAGGCAGCUGUGAGUACGAGGCUGUGGCCAGGCCCCCUGCAGCCUUCAGAGACUCAGCCACUGUCCCCUUGGGGCAGCAUGGAGCAUGUUGGCCUGCGGCCCAGGGCCCCGGGCAGCCCUCUUCUGGCGAGGAGCAGCCGGCACCGUGCCACCAGUGCUCACUUCCUGUGAACUCCAUCGUCUCUGGCCCCAAACACUCUAGACCGCAGUUCUCUGUGGUCAGCUCUCCCCAGUCUCUUCAGGAGCUAAGCUUGAGCGUGGAGCCUCCUUCCCCGACAGAUGAGGAUAUACAGGAGCCUAGCAGAUUGUGGACCCCAGAUCCCAGAGGCUCUUCCUCAGGAAAGUCUGCAGCAAGAACGUCUCUGAAAGCUGAGGGCCGUGAUCAGGAAGCCGCCUCUGACUUGGACGGCACCGCUGCUGAUCCCAGGCCCCUGCCAUCCACACCCCCUCCUUACCCGGCGACUUCAGCUGUCUCGUGCAUGCCGACCCCCGAUCUCAUGGCUGCUCAGCCAUUUGGUACUCCGGAACAGGCCCAGCCGGGAAAGCCGGAGAGACUGGGUGGCCAGGCCCGGCCAGAGGUGCAGCGCUCUGAGGCGGGCGGAGGAGCCCUGCUUUUUGGCUCCAGCGCCAUCAAUCCCUGCGUCCUGCCCUGGGGUCCCGAGGGGCCUGCGCGCGUUGGCUGGAAGCAGUAUGUGUUUGGCGGCGCAGCUGAUGUCUCCCGUGUCCCCACACCCCAGGGCCUGACACCGUCAGACGUGGACCAGUGCUCCUGCGAGGACGACGGCCUAGACGACCAGGGCUCCCCGGUCUACUCCCACCCCAGCACCUUGGCCAGUGCCGGAGCCCUGUCGAGCACACGCAGCCACGUCGAAAGUGCCUGCCGUUCCCAUGAGGCCUGGGGAGUCUGGGGUUCCUCGUUUUCCCUGGGGAGCCCCCACGUCCUGAUAAGCUCUGAAGGGGCAGCCCCCGCUAAGUGUCCUGAUGAGAGAGGUGGGUUCCCGGGCACCCCUAAUGAGGCAGGCUGCCUGAGGAGGGAGCCCCCCUUGGCUGGAGGAAGUGCUGCGGGCCUGGUAGAUGAGAUUAUGCCGCUGUACCCAUCAGAGGCGGGCGGCCCUGUGGGUGUGUCCAGGAUGAACACCUUGGAGCAGGGCACCCAGACCCUGGGCUGCAGGUCCCGCUGGAGUUACACUGACCUCUCCUCUACUCAGUCGGAUCUGGCCUCUUGGGCCUGCAUGCACAACCUCUCUCUCCACCUCUCGCAGCUCCUACACAGCACCUCAGAGCUGUUGGGGAGUCUCUCCCAGCCAAGUGUGGCCGAAAAGGAGUGGAAUGCCAAGAGGGAGACCCGGAGUGAGGUGCCCCAGGCACUGAGGAUGGACGGCUGUACUCAGACCACCAUGGAUGAGGGCAUCCAGACUGACCCGGCCUCACCACCUCUGCACCUCCAGGGCCCAGAGGCCAACCCUCAGAAAGUCAAUGCGGUCCUUGAAAGGCUGGGCUCAGAUCUUUCCAUCACGUCUCAGGAAAAGGGACAUGUCCCCAGGACGCUUAAGAAGAGAGAAGCAGAGGGGACCGCAUGGAAAAUAGCAGGGCCCCGAGAUCUUCAGGAAGAAAGCACCCUCUGCAGGCCCUGGAGCACCUCUGUACCCUCAUCCCACUUGCGUUUUCAGAAAGUCCCCUCUGGGCAGAACCUGCCUCCUCUGAGCCCCCAGGCUUCUCCGGAUGCCCCCCUGCCUCCCAGCCUGGCUGGUGGCAGCCCCGGCCGCAGCCUCAGUGCAUCUCCCUCACCAGGGCCCUGCCCCCACGCUGUGGAGCCUGUAGAGGAGCCUGGGGUGCGGAAGGAGCAGGGCCCCACAAGCGCCUUGCUGGUGGACAGGGCCUCCUCCCCGAUCCUCACGCUUAGCGCCAGCACCGAAGGGUCAGGGCGCCCCCCAGGCGCUUUGUCUCUCUUGGUCCCCUCAGCUCAUUCCCUUGAAGGCUGCCAGGAGCUUAUCUCCCGCCCAAGCCUUCCCCUGGGCGCCCCGAGGCCUGUAGUGGGUAAUUAUUCUCAAACCACUGAUGAGUCAGGUACUUCUCAGAGAGUGGAGGCUCCGUGUGGAGAAGGUAGCAGUUCCUUAGAAGUGGGUGACCACAGGUGCUCCCUUGGGCUGAGCUCCCGAGGCCACCCAGAGCAGAGUGCAAAGACCCAAGUCGGUUGCGUGGAGCAGGCCCCGCAGCGGUGUCAGCCCAGGACCACCACCGGGGUCCAAAGCAGACUGUCGCCUCCACCACCGGGAAGUAGGAGCCGGGGGCUGGCUGAUGGCUUUGUGUCUGAGGACGUGGCCUCCGUAGAGUGUGGCCCACUGAGCAGUAGGGGGCUGAGUCGAUGGCAGUGCAGGACAGAGAAUGGGGGUGAGAGCUCAGCGUCUCCAGAGGAGUCAUGGCCCGCUCUGAACAUUUCCUCUUCAUGGGGAGGCCUCCGGCGCCGCCGCCCCUGCCCUUUCUUUGAGUUGGCUGACACCCCAGGGCUUCGGGGUUGCAUCUUGGGCCCGACUGAGGCCUGCCAGCCUGAGGGGCCGCUGCGCCCCAGUUCCCAGAUGUGCACAGCCCCUGAGCCCCAGCACCACGGUCUGAGGGACCUCCCAGUGUAUAACAAAUCCAGCGAUUGGUGUGGGGGUCAGGAUGGCUCCCCUGGGGCGCUGGGUAUGAUGGAUUUGCUGGGGACCAGAGGUGAUUGCAGCUCAGGAGAGCAGGGACAGAGCCUCCCACAACCUCCUGAGGACCAGAGCCAGGCGCCCGAGAGGUCCCAGAGGGAGCAGAUCCCCCUGCGAGUUGGGGCCCAGACCUUCUCCCUCAGCGUGGAACUCACAGAAGCAAAACUGCACCACGGCUUCGGGGAGGCAGACGCCCUGCUGCAGGUGUUGCAGAACGGGACAGGGGAGGCACUCGCUGCCCUAGAGGAGGAGCCAUACGCCCGGCCAGAACGCACCGCAGAGAACCUCUGGAGGGAGCGGGCUGAGCGACUUCAGAACUUCCGCCGGAGGCGAAGCCUCAGCCCCGAGAAACAACUGAGCUUCCUAUUCAACCGGGAUCUCCCCACCUGGGCCUUUGACUUGCCCAGCAGGCGCCGAGAAUACCUGCAGCAGCUGAGGAAGGAUGUUGUGGAGACCACCAGGAGCCCAGGGUCAGCGUCAAGGUCUCCUCACCCACCCUCUGACAUAGAGCUGAUGCUACGAGAAUACCAGCGGGCCCGUGAGGAGGCCAAGGUGGAGAUUGCCCGGGCCCAGGCCCGACUGCGGGAGCAGACUGAACAGGAAAAGCUGAGAAUCCGCCAGCAGAUCGGCUGCCAGCUUCUGCGGGAAGAAGAAAAGCUACACACCCUGGCCGCCUCCAGCUCUUGGUGCACCAGCUCUAACGGAAGCCUCUCCUCUGGUGUCACCUCCGGCUACAAUAGCAGCCCAGCCUUGCCAGGCCAGCUCCAGUCCCCAGACAGUGUGGGGGACGCAAACUUGCCUGAUUCCAGAGACUCCUGGAUAGGGGAGGUGUGGGGCCGCUCUGCAGUGAGAAACAGUCAGCUGAACCUGGCCGGCUCUGCCUGGAAAACCUCAGCCUGCAGCCGCAGAGCCUCCCUGGGCAGUUGCUGCUGUUCUCCAUCCAGCCUGUCCAGCCUGGGGACCUCCUUCUCCUCCUCCUACAAGGAUUUGGCCAAGCACAUCGUGGACAUCUCUAUGGCUGAUGUAAUGGCUGCUUGCUCAGAUAAUCUGAACAACCUCUUCAGUGGCCAGGCAGCAACUGGCUGGAACCAUCAGGGCGAGGAGCAGGAGGUGCAAAUGUACUACAAGGUGUUUUCUACUACUCGGCAUGGCUUCCUGGGGGCUGGUGUGGUGUCCCAGCCACUGUCUCACGUGUGGGCAGCUGUGAGUGACCCCACCUUGUGGCCCCUGUACCACAAGCCCAUCCAGACAGCGAGGCUGCAUCAGCGGGUGACCAACAGCAUCAACCUGGUGUAUUUGAUGUGCAAUACCACCCUGUGUGCACUGAAGCAGCCAAGGGAUUUCUGUUGUGUCUGCGUGGAAGCCAAAGAGGGGCAACUGUCUAUCAUGGCAGCUCAGUCUGUGUAUGAUGCGUCCAUGCCGAGACCCAGCAGGGAGAUGGUCCGAGGGGAGAUCCUGCCCAGUGCCUGGAUCCUGCAGCCCCUCACUGUGGAAGGGAAGGAGAUCACCAGAGUCAUCUACUUGGUCCAGGUAGAACUUGGUGCUCCAGGAUUCCCCCCUCAGCUCCUAAGCUCCUUCAUCAAACAGCAGCCGCUGGUUAUAGCCAGACUGGCUUCCUUCCUUGGUAGUUAGCAUCUCACAGUCAAGAUGGCGCUCCAGGACACCCCAGAGAUGCUGGGGCAGCUCUUGUUACUCUCCGUAUCCUGAUGUAAGAAGAGCCGAGGCUACCUGCUGUGGGUGACUAGGCACAGCACUCAGCCCCGAGUUGCCAGCAAAACCUGGUCAGUACUUGGUCACAGCUGGCACCUCUGCAGAGCAAGGGGGUCUGAGCUCCUGGCUGUCCAGAGUGAAUGAAGCUCAACUCACCUUUUUGGAUUUCUCACCUUUUUUUUUCCCCGUCUCUGGGACCCUAUGGCAUACAGGCCACUCAAGGAUCAGGACUGGACACAGCCAGCAGAGCUGGGAGCCUGCAGUGCUCUGACAUGGUGCUUACUUAGUUCGGCGCAGCCCUAGGGCUAAUAGGGAAGCAGGAGCCAUUGGCCAAGACUCUGCUCAGAAUGUGCUCCAGCAGUCAGCUCCACUGUGGGAUGGGGUGUUAGGAAACAGAAAACGGUUUAAAAAAAACAGCUGCACAAA
Messenger RNA from Kogia breviceps (pygmy sperm whale), 14502 nucleotides. The record is from RefSeq and is a predicted model, not a curated record. NCBI's taxonomy places the organism in Eukaryota, Metazoa, Chordata, Mammalia, Artiodactyla, Physeteridae.